Molecule: messenger RNA, 1647 nt
Organism: Perca flavescens (yellow perch)
Lineage: Eukaryota; Metazoa; Chordata; Actinopteri; Perciformes; Percidae
Gene: adrb1
Product: adrenoceptor beta 1
Exons: 1
Coding region: 111-1304 (397 amino acids)
Biological process (GO): positive regulation of heart contraction; norepinephrine-epinephrine-mediated vasodilation involved in regulation of systemic arterial blood pressure; adenylate cyclase-activating adrenergic receptor signaling pathway
Cellular component (GO): plasma membrane
Molecular function (GO): beta1-adrenergic receptor activity
Source: RefSeq, a predicted model, not a curated record
GCGCGACGGGAGUAGAGCUGUGGCUCGUGCGACCGCGACACACUGGAAAGGCUGCCUUGCACUGCCUUGAUGAACUCGACCUGGUCCCGCACACAGCGCAGCAGCCCGUCAUGGGGGACGGUGGCGCGUCUUCGCCGGUGAAUUUCCUGAAUGGCUCGGGGAGCGAGGCGUCGGACGCACCUGGCUCCGCCACAGCCGCGUCCGAGCAGUGGAUGGCGGGGAUGAGCCUGGUGAUGGGUUUGAUCGUCUUGUCUAUUGUGUUCGGGAAUAUCCUGGUCAUUUUGGCCAUAGCCAAAACGCAGAGGCUGCAGACGCUCACCAAUGUGUUUAUUGUGUCGCUGGCGAGCGCGGACCUCAUCAUGGGGCUGCUGGUGGUGCCGUUUGGCGCCGCGCUCGAGGUGCGUGGCUCGUGGCAGUACGGCUCCUUUUUCUGCGAGUUUUGGACCUCCGUGGAUGUCCUGUGCGUCACCGCCAGCAUCGAGACCCUGUGCGUUAUCGCCAUAGACAGGUACGUGGCCAUCACCUCCCCUUUCCGCUACCAAAGCUUGUUAACCAAAGCUCGGGCCAAAACGGUGGUGUGCGCAGUCUGGGCUAUUUCUGCGCUGGUCUCCUUCCUCCCCAUCCUGAUGCACUGGUCCCGUGACAGUGUGGACACAGCCUGCUACGAGGACCCUGAAUGUUGCGACUUUGUCACCAACAGGGCAUAUGCCAUCUCCUCAUCCAUCAUAUCUUUUUACAUUCCUCUACUGGUCAUGAUAUUUGUUUACGCCCGCGUUUAUAGAGAGGCGAAGCAGCAGCUGAGGAAGAUCGACAAGUGUGAGGGCAGGUUUCACAACACUUUAACCGGACUGACCUCCAAAUGCAAGAAGAGGCCGUCUAAAAUCCUGGCACUCAGGGAGCAGAAGGCGCUCAAAACGCUGGGCAUCAUCAUGGGGACGUUCACCCUGUGCUGGCUGCCCUUCUUCAUAGUCAACGUGGUGCGUGUGUUUUGCGCAGAGGUAGUGGACAAGGAGCUUUUCGUGUUCCUGAACUGGCUGGGGUAUGUGAACUCCGCGUUUAACCCCAUCAUUUACUGCCGGAGCCCGGACUUCAGGAAGGCUUUCAAGAGGCUGCUGUGCUGCCCGAGGCAAGCCGACCGCAGGCUGCACAUCAGCUCCUGCGACCUGUCCCGGUGCUCCGGUGGAUUCGUUACUGCUCUGGAGCCCGGCACAUUGGGGCUGUGGUCGGAUUGCGCCGGUUUGGACAACAGUGACAGCAGCUUGGCGGGGACCACAAAGCUUUCGCACUCUGAAUCACAGCUGUGAAGGUUUUUGUUGAGGUGGAUUACAACGAACUACCUGGGAUAGGAUGGUGACAAAAGCGGGCGUUGACUCCUUGAGCGUGGGUUUCCUUUUGGGAAAGGUAUGCGCAAGAGCUGCACCUUAUAAUGGGUCUAUUUUGUAUGAGAAGUAAAACACCAGAAUUGUAUUUGAACGACAUAGUUUUUAAAAGAGGCAUCAGGACCAAUGUUCUUUCCAAGAUGCGCGAUAGGACAGUUUAAUGACAAAGAGAUGAUCCAAUUUGCUAAAUAAUAUCACUCCUAAAAUUUAAGAUAGGUGGUUGUGAUGAAUUCUUCUUCUUAUUUUUUUUUUUAAAGAUUAUUUUUCG